Molecule: messenger RNA, 882 nt
Organism: Cottoperca gobio
Lineage: Eukaryota; Metazoa; Chordata; Actinopteri; Perciformes; Bovichtidae
Gene: sfrp2
Product: secreted frizzled-related protein 2
Exons: 3
Coding region: 1-882 (293 amino acids)
Biological process (GO): canonical Wnt signaling pathway; non-canonical Wnt signaling pathway
Molecular function (GO): Wnt-protein binding
Source: RefSeq, a predicted model, not a curated record
AUGAGGGCCUUUAUUUCGACUGUGUUGUGGGUGAUAGCAAUACCCUGCAUGGAAGCUAUUCACGGAUUGUACAAUUUCGGCCAGCAUGAUUUAUUCUACAAAAAGAAUAACUGCAAGCCCAUUCCCGCAAAUCUCCUCCUGUGCCACGAUAUAGAGUACACGGAGAUGCGCCUCCCGAACCUGCUCGGACACGAAACCAUGAAUGAAGUUCUGCAGCAAGCUUCGUCUUGGAUCCCCCUGGUUCAGAAGCAAUGUCACCCCGACACAAGAAAGUUCCUCUGCUCCCUUUUCGCUCCCGUCUGUCUGGACGAUUUGGAUGAGCCCAUCCAGCCGUGCAGGUCUCUCUGCGAGAGCGUGAAGAGCGGCUGCGCGCCCGUGAUGUCCGCGUUUGGCUUCCCUUGGCCAAAGAUGUUGGACUGCGAGCGUUUCCCACUCGACAAUGACCUGUGCAUACCACCUGCAGGCGUCGAUAACGUUGUGCCUGUCACCAAAGAAGUGCCCAGAGUGUGCGAUGCGUGCAAGGAAACAGAUGAAAAUGACAACGAAAUUGUUGACAACCUGUGUAAGAAUGACUUUGCUCUGAAGAUCAAAGUUAAGGAGAUCUCCUACAUCAACGGUGACACCAAGAUAGUGCCGGAGAACAAGAGCAAGACCAUUUACAAGCUGAACGGCGUGACCGAGCGUGACCUGAAGAAGACGGUGCUGUGGCUGAAGGACGGCCUGCAGUGCAUCUGUGAGGAGAUGAACGACAUCCACGCUGCCUACCUGGUCAUGGGCCAGAAGAUGGACGGCCAUCUGGUCAUCACCUCGCUGAAGCGCUGGCAGAAGGGACAGCGAGAGUUUAAGAGGAUUUCCCGCAGCAUCCGUAAGCUGCAGUGCUAG